Molecule: messenger RNA, 375 nt
Organism: Sphaeroforma arctica JP610
Lineage: Eukaryota; Ichthyosporea; Ichthyophonida
Product: 3'5'-cyclic nucleotide phosphodiesterase
Exons: 2
Coding region: 1-375 (124 amino acids)
Biological process (GO): signal transduction
Molecular function (GO): 3',5'-cyclic-nucleotide phosphodiesterase activity
Source: RefSeq, a predicted model, not a curated record
AUGGUUUCCAUAGAAACGCGAACACUCAUCCUGCAACUGGUGAUGAAGUGCGCGGAUAUAAACAAUUCUGCACGACCCCAACGGUGUAUGGAGACGUGGGCGGCGAUGGUUAUGACCGAGUUCUUCAACCAAGGCGACCAGGAGAAGGGCCUGCAAAUCGAAGUCAGCAAGGGUUUUGACAGGGAGACCACCAGUAUACCGACAGUGCAAGCAGGGUUCAUAGGCUUCUGCGUGCAGCCGUUAUUUCAAGCUCUGGCCAAUCUAGUACCGUGCGACGCCACACAGCUCACUCUGGCGCUGUUAAGCGAGAACCUGGCUAGGUGGAAGGAGAGACAGGCCGAGGUCGCAGCCCAGAAAGCAGCCGAUAAUGCCUGA